GAAAAGAAUUUCAAAAUAUAAUUGCCACUAACCCCUAAAACUUAUAAUUGGUCUUAACUUCCUGUAGCAACACUCAGCCUUUGGGUCUGUGUCUAUCCUCCCAAGCCUGUUAUCCUCCGUUCAUCACUCCUUCCUUCCUUUCUUUCUUUUUUAUAAUUUUUUCAUGCAUCAGUAGAAAGAUCUUUCUCUGGGUUUUACUUUUUGAUGUCAGUCUAAAUUUUUCUGGUGUUUAAUUUUUCUGAAGGUUAGUGUAGGGAAAGACUGAACCAUUUAAUGACAUAUUUUUUGUGACAUCUCCUCAUCUGAAUUUUGAAAUGUAUAUUUGAAGUUUCUCACUUUUUCUCUUUCUAUUCAUUGAAUUUUUAAGCUUCAUAGGUUUACAAGAAUUGACCAUUUCAUAGUUUGAUGCCUGUAUUCCCUUCUUCAUUUGACAAUUUCUUUUUAGCAUCUAUAUACAAAAUCCAGUCUGUCUCUCUUGAUCUAUCAGGAAAAGAGAAGAAAUGUAUGGAGCACAAAGCAAGAGAGACCUAGCUUUAGAAUUACAGGCACAAGUUACUUUAUUGAGACCUAGCAUACAUGCUAGAAGAGCAAACAUCACCGUCAAAUUUCAAGACCUUUAUGGGUUUACAGUAGAGGGCAAUGUUGAUGAUGUUAAUGUCCUAAACGAGGUCAGAGAGAAAGUCAGGGAACAAGGCCGGGUUUGGUGGGCUUUAGAGGCUAGCAAAGGGGCAAACUGGUAUUUGCAGCCGCAGAUUUCUUCCAUAUCUGAAGGAAUUGCCCUUAAAUCAUCACUGAAGUUGUCAAAUUUUGCUAAUGCUAUUACAUUGAAGAAGCUUAUAAGGAGGGGGAUUCCACCUGUGCUUAGACCAAAGGUUUGGUUUUCACUCUCUGGUGCAGCCAAGAAGAAGUCUACGGUGCCUGACAGCUAUUAUAAUGAUUUGACAAAAGCCGUUGAAGGCAAGGUCACUCCUGCUACCAAGCAGAUUGAUCAUGACCUACCAAGAACCUUCCCUGGUCACCCAUGGCUGGAUACUCCUGAGGGUCAUGCUGCUCUACGACGUGUUCUUGUUGGAUACUCUUUCCGUGAUUCUGAUGUUGGCUAUUGUCAGGGCCUGAACUAUGUUGCUGCACUUUUGUUACUUGUGAUGAAAACUGAGGAAGAUGCUUUUUGGAUGCUUGCUGUCCUCCUAGAGAAUGUCUUAGUUAAUGACUGUUAUACAAAUAAUUUAUCAGGUUGCCAUGUUGAACAAAGAGUUUUCAAAGAUUUGCUUGUUAAACAGUGUCCAAGAAUUGCCUCUCAUUUAGAAGCACUGGAGUUUGAUGUAUCCCUUGUAGCCACCGAGUGGUUCUUAUGCCUCUUUUCAAAGAGCUUGCCCUCGGAGACAACUUUACGAGUGUGGGAUGUUCUAUUCUAUGAGGGGGCAAAGGUUCUAUUUCAUGUGGCUUUGGCUAUAUUCAAGAUGAAGGAAGAGGAGUUGCUUCUAACCCAUCAUGUUGGUGAUGUCAUAAACAUUUUGCAAAAAACCACUCAUCAUCUCUUUGAUCCUGAUGAAUUAUUGACGGUUGCAUUUGAUAAGAUUGGGUCAAUGACAACCAACACUAUAUCAAAGCAAAGGAAAAAGCAGGAACCAGCAGUGAUGGCAGAACUUGAUCAAAGAUUGAAACGAUUGAACUCGUUGAGAGUGGAUGACAAAUAACACUUAUCUUGAAAGUUUGAUGAAAACUGAGACCGGCCAAGAAAGGGCCUGUUACCCCUCUGGAGAAGGAGUACAAUCUUAAAUUACCGUAUUGUUUAGCUGUUCUUUUUUUGAAUGUGCAAACAGGGAAGACCCCAUGAGAAGAGACUAUCCAGUCUGUUGUUGUUCCUAAUGGUGUAGGUGGUAAAUGUAAAUUAUGAAUUGAUACAGUAUCUAUACAGUCGACAUACAUUUCAAUUUAGGGCAUUCCUGGAUUAUUCUUGCCCAUAAAGUUUGAGCUUUUAGAUUGUGAAA
This is a messenger RNA of Mangifera indica (mango), 1991 nucleotides long. Its product is annotated as TBC1 domain family member 2B-like. NCBI's taxonomy places the organism in Eukaryota, Viridiplantae, Streptophyta, Magnoliopsida, Sapindales, Anacardiaceae. The record is from RefSeq and is a predicted model, not a curated record. The transcript has 7 exons. The coding region runs from base 501 to 1697 and encodes 398 amino acids.